Messenger RNA from Schistosoma intercalatum, 3315 nucleotides. The record is from the annotation of a GenBank genome assembly. NCBI's taxonomy places the organism in Eukaryota, Metazoa, Platyhelminthes, Trematoda, Strigeidida, Schistosomatidae.
AUGUCAUCUCAAAAUUUUUUGAAAUUUGGUGUGGAGUUCGAGGGGAGUGGUCAGCUCUUCACCUUUGAGUGUCCAGCUGUGUAUGAUGAUAUUAUUUACAAGGUUUCGCAGCAGUUUGGUAUACCUCAAUCCGAAACCUCCAAUUACUGUUUUCGUAAAACAGAACACUCGGGUACAAUUGAAUAUUAUACGACUGAAGAGAACUGUCGUAUUAGGACUGGAGAUGUUGUUCAACUAGUUGAAAUUCCAAGUAGAGCAGUGGAGAAGUUUAUUUCAAAUUUGAAUCAAGCAUUGGAUUGUUUAGUUGAUAAUAGGAAUACUACUACUAAUACAUUUGUUAAUAGUAAUUGUAACCCAUUACAUCAUUUGUAUGGACCAUUUAAGCAAUUACUGAUGGAAUUAGCCAUUGUUUUGCAAUGUAAACAAUUUAACAGAGAUUUUGUUAAAUGUGAAGGUCAUCGUAAACUCUUCCAACUUGUUGAAUGCAUUGAUAAACUGGAUAAAAAGUUUCAUGAUGAAAUUUGGUCAUAUCUCUUAUCCUGUCUAAUUGAAUUAUCCAAUUAUGCUAUAACUAAUCGAUUUACUAUUAGUAAUAAUGCUCUGAAUAACGAUAAUAAUAAUAUAAAGUUAUAUCCUCAUGAAGUUUGUUUUACACAAGAAAAUAAUGAUUCUAAAAAGUAUUUAUCUGAAGAAAUGUUAAUUCAACAAGAUGAAACUAUUAACCAAAUCCAGUACUCAUCAACAAUUCUACCAAUGAAGAAUGUUUAUGGAACAGAAGAGUUUUUCAGUUGGCAAUUAGUAUCAGAUGAAUUUUUAUCUGUGAUAAUUGAACAUUGUAGGAAAGAAACUAAUUUAGAGUGUCUGCUAAAUGAAAUGAAGUUAUUAUUAAAAAUAAUUACAGACUAUCCUGUACAUAUUCAAUAUGUUACUAAACAAACAGAACAAGGAUUUGUAUUGGAUUUAUUAAAAAUAAUUCAAUCAAACAUUGUUGGUUAUAAAUCUACUGUGAAUUAUAAUUCAAUCCGUUUGGAAACAUUACGAUGUGAAAUACAAAAUCUUAUUAUGCAAUUUUUAUAUGUUAUAUUUUAUUAUGGGAAACAACAAGGUCAUUUGAUAUGCUUAAUACAUCAGUUUUUUGAAAAUAUACAAUUUACUGAAUGGAUUCCAGAAUUACGCGAUCGUUCACUUUGGGAAUUAAUAAUCAAUUCAUAUUAUCGAAAGAAAUAUCAUUUUGAUUAUUCAAUGAUGGAAACAUUUAGCUCAUGUUUACCAUCAUCUGAUGAUAAUUCUGAAAAUACUGUGGUGUUAAAUUUUUUAAAAGAUUUUUCAAAUUUUCUUGAAAAUGAUGCAUUAUGUAAAACAGAAUGCUUCCAGAGUAAUAAUGACAAUAAUAAUAAUAUGAAUAUUUACAGUCCCAGUAUUGAUAAUGUUGAACAAGAACCACAUCAACGUAUAUUAUCACACCGAUUGAGUAAUAAUAGCAGUACUACUAAUACUACUAAUAAUGGUUAUAACAUUAAACAAUCCAGUAUCCAAUUACUAAUUUCAGUAUGUCGAGUACAACAACUAAUUAAUAGUUUAUUAUUAACCAGUAUGAAAACGCCAUUGGCUCGUACAUCCGAAGAAACCGUUGAAAAAAUGAAACAACUAUGUUCAGCAGUGUAUUUUGAUAAGUAUACAAUUAAUCCAACUGAGCAAUUUAUUGAAGAAGCGUGUAUUAAACUAGGUUUCAAGAUACCAACUGAUCCAUAUGCUGAUUUUGAAAAACCACCAGGUACACUUGGAUUUCAAUGUAUUUAUAAUUAUAUAAUGAAAAAUAGAAAUAAAGUUAUUGAUAUGCUUAAUUAUGCUUACCCAUGUCAAAAAAAUUCUUAUCUAACCAAUAACACCACUAAUAAUCAUUGUAAAUUGUAUCAUUUAUCAGAACUCAAUAUAUUAUCUUCUUUGAAUGUGAAUAGCAAUAAUGAUAAUAAUAAUGUGAAUGAAAUUAGUAGUAAGUCGUCACAACAACGUGUUCAACGUCAUUUUUCCACUGUUGAUUCAAAUUCUAUUCAAAAUAUAUUACAUACUACUCAUUUACAUGAUGAUAGUAUACAAAAUCAACGUAAUAAUUUUAUCGGACGACGAUUUACACUGGAUUCAUUAAUAGCAACAUCUAAUUUAUCACAAUCAUUUAAACCAAUGAAAGAGUAUUAUAGUCAUAAUAGUUUUUCAUGUAAUUAUUCCAUUUCAUCAUCUUCUUCGACAAUUUCAUCAUUGAUUGAUAAGAAGCCAUUAUUUCCAAUUAUUGAAGCUGCUAAUGCUGUGACAAGUAUGCUGUGUGAAUUGCUUACAACUAAUGAUACAAGUCAUGAACCAAAUAUUAUCAUAGAACAAGAUGAUAAGGAUUUUUAUCUUUCAUCGCCGUUAUAUCCAAUUUUACUUAAUAAAUCAAAUAAUAAUACUAAUCAUUAUCAAAGUAAUUUAUCAUCAUUUGAAGAUAUAUUCGAUUGUGUUUUUUCAAAAUUUUUCUCUUCCUGGACUCAAAUGAAGGCUGUUCCAGAAGAUUUGACUGCAAUUUUAUGCGUGGUACGAGAGCAGAUAAAUCGUAUUUUGAAAACCAUUCCUAUUUCACUUGAAGAAUUUGAAAAUUCUCUGAUAAAAUUUAAUCCAUAUGAUGUACCAUCUAUGUGGUCGAAACGGGAGAAUCGUCUACGUGUAGAUAUGUUACAUAAUCACCCGGCAUUAAUAGAAUUACGUAACGAUGUAAGGAAACGUCAUCAAGGACAUGUAUAUGAGAAUCGUUUAAAUAUUUUGUCAAAUUCAGCACCUUUAGAAUAUAUCCCAUCAAAAGGAUCGAAAUUAUGUAGUAAAGACAAUCAAUCAUUCACUGUACUCUUGUCACCUGAUCGCAAGUCGCUUCUUAUAAGAGACACAAACCAGAACAUAAGAGAAAUAUGGCAACUAAACUGUAUUAGUCGAGUAUCUUUGGGUAUAACUGAGAAAGUGAAAAAAAAUCCGGAACGUACAUUACUCUUUCAAGUGGAAUUAUCCGAUAUUCCAAAUCAAGAUGAUCCCAAUGAACCGACAAGUAAUAAAUCACGUUGUUUUCGAGUUAUUUUAUUAGCCAGAUCAAUAAUUGAAUAUAAUUAUUGGUUAGAUGGAUUAUUUUUAUUAAAUAAAUUAAAUAAUCCAAGUGAUUAUUACAAUGAAGAUGUGGAGCGUUUAACUGAACUAGACAUGUGUAUACGUCUUUCAAGUUUAGAUUUAAAUCAGUUGCCAAAAAGAGAAGUUUCCAUGCCUACAGAUCCACCACCACCUUUGGAUUUUAUUUAA